Molecule: messenger RNA, 516 nt
Organism: Cooperia oncophora
Lineage: Eukaryota; Metazoa; Nematoda; Chromadorea; Rhabditida; Trichostrongylidae
Source: the annotation of a GenBank genome assembly
AUGACGAAGAUUCAUUACACCAAGAAUCCUGAUAAUAGCACGAAAUCGUGCAAAGCCCGUGGAUCGGAUCUCCGUGUUCAUUUCAAGAACACCCACGAGACAGCUAUGGCUCUCCGCAACAUGCCUCUGAGACGUGCUCAACGUUACUUGGAGAAUGUCAAAGAGCAGAGGGAGAUUGUUCCUUUCCUGCGUUUCAAUGGUGGUAAUCCUCCGGGUGCCAUGACGAAGAUUCAUUACACCAAGAAUCCUGAUAAUAGCACGAAAUCGUGCAAAGCCCGUGGAUCGGAUCUCCGUGUUCAUUUCAAGAACACCCACGAGACAGCUAUGGCUCUCCGCAACAUGCCUCUGAGACGUGCUCAACGUUACUUGGAGAAUGUCAAAGAGCAGAGGGAGAUUGUUCCUUUCCUGCGUUUCAAUGGUGGUGUUGGACGAAAGGCCCAAUGCAAGCAGUGGAAUACCACACAGGGUCGUUGGCCGAAGAAAUCAGCCGAAUUCCUUCUUGACCUGCUUAAGUGA